ACACGCGCGCACGCAGCGCCGCCGCUGCCUUGUGGCUUAGAAGCCGGCAGCGCGCGCACACACGCGCACACUCACACACUCACACACGUGCGCCUGUGUGUGUGUGAGUUCUGUGUCCAGUCUAUAGACACACGCUCAACCGUGCCGCGUGCACACAGACACGCACGCGCGCACACGUGGAGCGCGCCCUCUUGCUGUGCUCGCAGCGUGCGUGUGCGUCGUGUGUGUGUGGGGGGGGGGGUGAGUUAGGGAGGUGGGGGGAGGUUUGUUGUUGCUGCUGCUGCUAUCGUGGUUGGGUACCGAGGCUGCUGUUACCUUGCCUGAUCAUCUCAUCACUUUGCCUGGAGGCUGGAUGCUGUUUGUACCGCCGCACCGAAGAGGUCUCCUCUUAUCCAGCACUUGAGUGACAGUUUGAUUACUGCCUGCGCUGUCUGGGUUAUCGGGCGAGCGAGGUGCACCAGCGAGCACGUGCUCGGGACUGGAAUGGCUGCCCCUGUGCGGACGACAUCGGCCCCGCAGCUCCGCUGCCUCCCCUGGCUGGCGCUCCUCUGCCUGGCUCCGCUGCAGGCCCAGAGUCCCUAUGAGCAAGAGUUGGAGUAUGUCCCCGAAUUCAGCCUGACCCGCGGGGAAAGCAUGCUGGAGGAGACCCCUGAGCAGCUACUCAUCUACCGACAAGACGGCCAGGUCCUGCCUGGGAGCCAGCAGGAAGAGGAGAGGGACCCCACCUGGGACGCCUGGGGCCCGUGGAGCGAGUGCUCGCGCACGUGCGGAGGUGGGGCCUCGUACUCCAUCCGACGGUGCCUGGCGGGCAGAAGCUGCGUGGGACAGACCAUCCGAUACAAAUCGUGCAGCACUGAGGACUGCCCGGCGGAGGCGGGCGAUUUCCGAGCGCAGCAGUGCUCGGCCCACAACGACGUGAAGUUCCGCGGGCAGUACCGCGAGUGGCAGCCCGUGUACGAGGGCGCCGAGAAGCCCUGCGCGCUCUACUGCGUGGCCCGGGGCACCUCCCUCGUGGAGGAGCUCUCGCCGAAGGUGCUGGACGGCACGCGCUGCGCCCCGGGAUCGUUCGACAUGUGCAUCAGCGGCAUCUGCCAGUCAGUGGGCUGCGACCGCCAGCUUGGGAGUGGAGCCAAGGAAGACAACUGCGGCGUGUGCAAGGGAGACGGCUCGACGUGCCGGCUCGUGCGCGGCCAGUACAAGCCGCAGACCUCCGCUGACAAGCCGGAAGACACGGUGAUCGCCAUCCCGUUCGGGAGCCGCCAAAUCAAGAUCACGGUGAAGGGACCAGAUCAGCUCUUGGUGGAGACCAAGACCCUUCAGGGCCGGCGGGGAGAGAUCAGCCUCACCUCCGCCGGGACGUUCAGCCUGGAGAACAGCUCGCUCGAGUUCCAGAGGCACCCGGGCAAGAGGGUUCUGCACAUCACAGGCCCCAUUCAAGCGGAUUUCACCAUCAAGGCGAGGCACGUGUCCUCAGCCGAGACGGUGGUGCUCUUCCUCUUCUACCAGCCCAUCCCGCACCAGUGGAGGGAGACCGACUUCUUCCCUUGCUCCAGCUCCUGCGGCGGAGGCUACCAGCUGACGUCGGCCGAGUGUGUGGACAUGCGGAACGCCCGCAUCGCCUCCGACCACUUCUGCAACUAUUACCCCGAGAACAAGAAGCCGAAGCCCAGGCUGCGGGAAUGCAGCAUGGAGCCCUGUCCAUCCAGCGAUGGAUUCAAACAGAUUAUGUCUUACGACCACUACCAGCCCCUCCCACGGUGGGAGGGAAGCCCGUGGACGGCGUGCUCCAGCUCGUGCGGCGGCGGCGUGCAGUCGCGCUCCGUGUCGUGCGUCGAGGAGGACCAGCAGGGCCACCUGGAGACCGUCGAGGAGUGGAAGUGCAUGUACGUGCUGCGGCCGGCGGUCACGCAGCCCUGCAACCUCUACGACUGCCCCAAGUGGAUGGCGCAGGAGUGGUCUUCGUGCACGGUGACGUGUGGCCGCGGGCUCAAGUACCGCGUGGUGCUCUGCAUCGACCACCGCGGGCAGCACACAGGCGGCUGCAACACCAAGAUCAAGCCGCACGUCAAGGAGGAAUGCCUGGUGACCACGCCGUGCUACAAGCCCCGCGAGAAACUUCCUGUGGAGGCGAAGGUUCCCUGGUUCAAACAAGCGCAGGAGCUCAUAGAGGGCCCGGCGGUAUCAGAAGAGGCAGCCUUCGCUCCGGACGCGUGGUCCCCGUGCAGCCGCUCGUGCGGUCCGGGCGUGCGGACGCGCGCCGUGCGCUGCCGCGUGCUGCUGCCGUUCUCGCGCUCCGUGGUGGAGCUGCCGGACGGCGAGUGCGAGGGCGAGCGGCCCGCGAGCGAGCGUCCCUGCGCUCUGGGGCCCUGCGUCGAGGCGGCCGACGGCCUCCUGACGGACGAGGAGGCGCAGGCGUUGGAGGAGCGGGGCCAGGGCGGCGACGAGGCGCUCGCCUUCGACUGGGAGUACGGCGGAUUCUCGCACUGCUCCGUCUCCUGCGCCGGAGGGAACCGAGAGGCGAUCGUGAUCUGCGUGAACAAGGAGACGGGCGAGGCAGCGGACGAGUCGCUGUGCGACGCGGACGCACGCCCGCCCCAGAUUCAGCGGCCCUGCCACACGCUGCCCUGCCCUUCCCGGUGGGAGACGAGCGAGUGGGGCGCGUGCUCGGCGAGCUGCGGCGCCGGGCUGCGCGCGCGGAGCGUGGGCUGCGCUCGCACCGUGUCUCGCGAGGCCGACGGCUCGGAGGAGCGCCAGCGAGCCGCCGACUGCACCGGGCCGCGACCGCCGGACGUGGAGCCGUGUACACGCAGCGACUGCCCGCCGGCGUGGCACGCUCGCGACUGGCAGCCCUGCUCGCGCACGUGCGGCAGCAGCGGCGUGCAGUCCCGGAGCCUGCGCUGCCGCCGGCUGCUGGCCGACGGCAGCUCGAGGGACGUUGACGAGCAGCUGUGCCCCGACAGCAGGCCGCUCGCUCAGCAGGCGUGCGGCGGCCAGAGCGAGUGCCCCGCCGAAUGGGUGGCCUCCGAGUGGGGCCAGUGUUUGGGAAGCUGUGGCACUGGCACACAGCACAGGGAUGUGAGCUGCCAGUUCUCCACAGCAGCGGAGGUCACGUCCGUGGCCAACGCCUCUCAGUGCUCGUCACUUCCUAAGCCACUCGCCAGCCGUGCGUGUACCCUGCCACCCUGCAACAAGAUGAACCUGAAGGACGGCAAGACCAAACCCAUUUGGAAAGGUGGAUCGUCCGCAAACGGGGGGCCGCAGAUCCUGGGGGUGCGUCGGAUCUACAUCCCGUCGCCCUGGGAGAACCUGUUGGCGUUUCCCGUGGGGGGCACGGCGUACCUCUUCCCCAAGAGCAUGGUGGUGCUCAAGUGCCCCGUGGCGCGGUUCCAACACUCGCGCGUCCGCUGGGAGAAGGACGGCCGCUCCCUCGCCGAGUCCGACCGCCACAGCGUCACGCGCUGGGGCUGCCUCAAGAUCCGCUGCCUGCAGCCCGACGACAUCGGCGUGUACACGUGCGUGGCCGGGCAGGCGCGCGAGAGCUUCACCAUCAAGCUCAUCGGCGAGAACAGCCGCGUCCUGGAGGCGCCCGGGCACAAGGAGCGCAACGGCGACGGGAAGGCAAAGCUCAACGAGGCCACGGGACCCGAGGGCGGCGCGCUCGGCAAGCAGCCGCAGAAAGGAGGGGACAAGCGCGACGUGGAGAAGAGCCGGCAGCACAUCGUGUCCCUGCUGCUGGAGAGCAAGCUCCUGACGCGCGAGAGGAUGGAGAGCCGUGACUCGCGCGAAUCCCUCGAGAGGGACUCGAACCUCUCCUCCUCCGAGGAGGAGGAGCUCCACCUGGGCAGGGAACCCUCCGUGCCCUGGGCCUACGUGACCGACCAGGAGAAGCUGCAGCAGAUCAUGCGCAACCUGACGCAGCACUUCGAGCUGCCGGAGCUGAGCGACGUGCACGCCGCGCAGAUCAUCGCCCAGUUGGCCGCCGAGCCGCGGGCGAAGCAGAAGCAGUGGGCGGACGCGGACGAGAACGAGUCGAGCAUGCGCUCCGAGGACAAGAGCCUCGACUCGGAGCCGCAGGAGGGGCUGAAGGAGAACGCGCACGCACGGAAGGCCAAGCCGACGGGCCACGGGGCCAGGCCUCCCUCGUCGUGGCCGUCGCUGAGGCCGGCGCCGGCGGGGUCGAGGCAGCAGCCCGGCCGCCGCCCACCCGGCGCCCACGAGGGCAAGCGCGGCGGGUCGGCGCGCGUCAUCCGGCGGCAGGUGCGCUCGGCGCUCACGGAGCUGAGCAAGGACGUGACGGUGCACGUGGGCGGCCUUGCCGUGGUGGGGCUCGGCACGCGCAGCCUCGCGCUGCUGUGCCCCGUGGAGGGGCCUCUCGUGAAGACGCAUGUCGCGUGGAGCAGGGACGGGAGCCCCGUGGCCACCAGCAGGAGAGUGCUCCUGCUGCCAGACAAGUCUCUGAAGAUCCUGAACCCGGGCGUGAACGACGCCGGGCUCUACACCUGCAGCGCGACUGGCGAGGCUGGCACAGACCACGAGUCCACGCUCAUCACAUUUGCAGCGAUGGGAGACCUGGAGAAAGCUAUUAAAGCGAACAAAGCUGUGAACAGCCGGGCGAGAUGUCACAUUGAAGAGCUGCCAAGCCUGCUGCCAAGAGAAUGGAAUUCUGGGAAGCGGCUAGCGAUGGCAUCGAGGCGGGGAGCGAACGUUCGCACCGCCCCUGGAGAAUUCCUCGUCGUCGGCUGCCCGGUGGUGUGCCACCCGUUCCUCCCGGUCACUUGGCUGCUCGGCGGGCAGCCGGUCGCGGCGGAGAGGGACGCCGACGGCCCCGAAUUUGCGGGGGGCGGCCGUCUGCUGGUGCUGCCGCCCGCGAACGCCGGCCCACCGGGGCACUACUCCUGCUCGCCGUCGCACGCCCACGGCAACGCCUCGACCUCCUCGACCUCUUCCUUCACCUCCGGCGGACGCCUCAGCGCGAACGUCACCGUGCAGCCCGCAGAGCACCGGUGGUUCGUGAACGACACGGGCAGCUGCCCCACGAGCUGUGGGAACGCGAGCGCGCGCGUCGCACCCGCGCCGCGGUGCGUGCGCGACAACGUCACGGUCGUGAGCGACACCUUCUGCAGCCUCCUGCCCAGGCCGCAGCCGCCGACCAACUCCCCGUGCCCAGCCGUCGGCUGUCAGCCAUGGUGGGUGACGGGGCCCUGGUCUGCCUGCUCCGAGGCAUGUGGCGCAGGCGUGCGGGUGCGCAGCGUCGUCUGCCGCUCGCCGGCUGGAGCCACCGCCCUGCCCGACUCCAGCUGCAGAGGGGCGGAGCGCCCGGCACGAGCCGAGCCCUGCAAGCGCCACGGAUGCCCCGAGUGGGCCGUCGGAGCCUGGGCAGAGUGUACAGGCCGGUGCGUUGGACUUGGCAUCGGAACUCAGCAUCGGAGAGUCCUCUGCUUCCUGCACAAUGGCACAGCUGCUCCUGAGAGCGACUGUGCCGGCAAGACAAGGCCCGGCUCGGUGCAGAACUGCAGCGUGGAGGCGUGCGCCGUGCAGUGGCGGACGGGCCCCUGGGCCGUGUGCACGGCGAGCUGCGGCACGCACGGCUUCCAGGCGCGGCGCGUGGAGUGUGCCCAUGUGCGCACGGCGCGCGUCGCCCCCGACGCGCACUGCGCGUGGCAGCACAAGCCCGCGACGUGGCAGCGCUGCAACAUCACGCCCUGCGCCACGACCUCGGAGUGCCGGGACAGCAGCCGGUACUGUGAGAUGGUGCAAAAGCUGAACCUCUGCCAACUGCCCACCUACCGCCUGCGUUGCUGCCAGGCUUGCAGAGAAUCCUAGGCCUGCGCACCUCCUGCGGAUGGCCUGCUCGUUCAAACGGCUCUGCUUGCCCCUGUGCGCCCCUACCAUUCAGCCAGCGUUCUUAAGAAGUCCAUGCACAAGUUGAGGCAACCACUGAAAAUAAUCGAACUUUUUUUGAUGAAAAUACCUUUAUUUUUUCCUCUCUCUCUCCAAAAACUAUUCUUUUUUUACUGACCACUGUACAUGUCUUCAAGAUUUUGUUUUUAUAUUUAAAGAUACAGAAGGAAAUUGGAGUUGCGGAAGAUGUGUCAGAAUAUGGAAACCUUUCAAGAAAUGGUUUCCAAGAAACUGCCAAGCAAAUGUAAAUCUUUUAACAUGACUAAAAAAACUUACCAAGAACCAUAGCCAUUUUUCUUUUGCAAGGAAAAGAUGAAUGAGUGGAUGUUUUAAAACAACGUAAUGCUAUUCUGCUCAUGGCUUCAUGUCCUCAAAACAUCACAAUCUUCUAAGCAGCGGAAAAGCAAGGAAACAUCCAGCUUCCUCUAACUGCAGAUGAACCCAAAAUCGUUCUCUUAAUCACAGGAAUGUACUCAUUUACUCAAGAUCCUUCCAACACUCUUGUGAUGUGUGAGUCUUUUUCUGGCUCAUGAGAUCUGUCAACACAAAACCUAAUAAGAGCAAAACAAUAAAAGCAUGACUACCUUUGAGACUUGCCAGGGUAGUCUGACUGCCAAUAACGUGUAUCAUGCCUUGAUCUUAUGAAACGAGUUUUUUUUGGGUGAACUUUCUGGCAAACUUGGGAGUAAAAACACACAGACACAAGUGGCCAAAGCAAUAUUAACAAAAAUCCAACCAAAAAUUUGUAACGUUCAUCACCGAAUUUGAUUAAUACAAGCAAUGAAUGCUAAGGCACUUAAACCCUCCCUAACAGUUCAAGAGCAUAGUCAUUACCACCAGUUAUCAAGGUACAAUAUAGAAAUGUACCAUUAAAAAAUGUAACGUGUUUUUAUGUCAGCACUUAUACAGCAUCACACUUUUAACAUGUUUUUGUAUGAAGAUUGAGACUUGCCUAAUAUGCAUUAAUGAAUUGUAGAAUUUCGCCAAUGCGCUUUGGAAUUUAGCAAGUAACUUCUAUUUUAUUGGGUGUCUAUCUAUCACAGUGGUAAUUGGUACAAGACAACAGCUAAUUAAGAGCUGGCAACAUUAAUUAUGUGAGCUCCUAUCAAUAGCUUUGGAAUCUUUCACAAUUCCUAAUUGUAAAUGGCCUUUAACCAUUUUCCUUAAGGAUUGCAAUUUUCUGGCCUAAAUUUCUCGACAACUUUAAAAGUAAACUACUUUUUUACGAAGCACAUUUGGUAUAUUGAGCAGAUACAGACGUUCACUAGUUUUAUUAAAUUAGUGUUAAUCAAACACGACAACUAUUGUUAUUUUAAAAUGUAUGAGCUAUUUUGGUGUCAUCAUUAACUUCUGCUUCCUACCUCCAUAAAACACAUUGCUUAACAAGAUAGUUGAAGUCUACACAAUGUGGUGAUUUCUUUUUUUUUAAUGUCGUGACCAAGUGAGACUACGCCUGCUAUGUGACAUUUAAUAUUCUGUUUACCACGAAUGAUACAGCACUCAUAUUUUGGACAUUUCAAUGGGGGGUGUCUCCAACUUUGUUUAAGGUGCGUCCACACCUGAGUGAUCUAUCGUGCAACCAAAUCCCUCUCUCGCAAAAUGGCACAACCUAAUUGCCCGCAACAGCUUUGUCCGCAUCUGAGCAAAAAGGUGAUAAGAGUGCCAAGGAUGGUUGCCCGAGCGUGCCUCGUGCGCGUCUGACCACGCUCCCUCCUACGUCACUACUCGCACAUUGUUCCGGUCAGCUCCUCCCCUCCACGUCAUGAGUGUAACGACCAAUCAGAGUGACCGAACAUAGUUCGCAAAUGUAACCUGGUGAACUCUCGCCACUACUUAAAACAAUAUAACUCAACGGCCCCGCGGCCUUCUGGAAGUGCAUAAGUGUCAGCAGUGUCGGUUCGAUUGCAAGGCACACUCUGCAAAUUAAAUCAGCGUUGCUAAAAUUACGUACUCCCAGGAUGUUAUUGUGUUACUUAUAUCCUCCACAAUAAUGCGCAAUGAUGCUGAUGAUGAUUUCGUGUUAUGUCACUAUAAAUCACUGAGCCGAUCGCUUGGAAGUAGCGUCUACUGUAAGCAACUUAUGAUGCAACUGCUCGCAACUGACAACAGAGAUGUCCACACGUAAAUCUCUUCCGUUGCAAGCAACCAAGGUGCACGACAGAUCCCGAAGGUGUGGACACAGCUUUAGACCUGCUUGUAGGAUGGCUGUAACAUUUUCAAUAGUGCCCGUUGCCUUGUUUCAGCACGAUGUGUUUACGCAGCGGCGGUGAACGCUGAAUAUCUCGUCGGAUGAAUGUGGUUAUUGAGUGGGGAUUGGACGGUUUGUUUCACCUGUGGUUAUUUUUUUUUCCAUCGUCGAUGCAGCCGUACACUGGUAGCUAUUCAUAGCUACUCGCGAUUCCCAUCAGGGCACCUGGCUUCCCCCAGCCUGCUACCCAUAAUCCUCACUGGGGUUUUUUUCAUGUGCAUCUGGAAAAGGUACAAAGGAGAGAGCCAUCCAAUGGAGAAUUUAAGUAAGAAAAAGUUGUUACUAAAUACAGGUAGAGCCAAGGGAAGUCGUGAAGCUCUUUGUACACUCUUUAUUCUUCCUUUUUCUAUCGGUACUGUCUUUUCGUUGUUGCUUAUUUCCAAGUAAAAAUCUCACAUUAACACGUAAAAAUGUAUCUCAUUCUACACGCAUGGCGCCCAAUUGCUCCCAUUGGCCUUGCAAAUGCAAUGUGCAGUGAUCAUCCGCAAUUCCCAAACGUAGUUUUUACAAGUUUCAGAGCCAAUGGUAAUUGAUCAUCUUGUCCAAUUGCAAAAAUAUCGUCGGCUUUGAUCGGCACGAGAGAGAGCGCCGGCUUUCAACUUGGCGUGGUCUUCCACCCAUCCAUCCCCUCGACAGACUACGAGUCAUAAUCUGUUAGGAGAGUUUUGUCAAGGAUUUCGUCGCACGAUAAUCAGGGGAGAUAGACGCGUUUGUUCUGGCGUUUCACGCUCUAAAAUUCAGUUUCGCUGUUAAUUACACUUUACCUUUCAAGGGGAGCUGCACUGUUAUAAUCAGUUUCCUAUUUCUCUCUUCCCUUCCUCUCUCUACGGGGUUCUUCUCGUGUUAAUAAAGAGCGGAUUAUAGUUCCUGUGAUGAUGAGUAAUGAGGCGUAUGGGUAGCGGGCGGAGAAAGUGCGGUGCCUAAUCGGAGUGCGUAGAACUCGCUCUCUCCGCAUCGCAUUCCGUGGCACUGAGAGGGAAUUGCGGACUGCCUCGUCUACUGUCAAAGUGCGUUUUGAUUACCCAUGGUGCUUCAUAGUUGCACAGUAAUUCUGGAUAAUUAAAGUUACAUAGGUUUAGUUUCUAAUGUGAUAGGUCAACUCCGUGUGUGUCUAUUAUUUAAGUUAACAAUUUACGUAAAAAACAAUGAAUAAUUAAAAUGUUAUUGUUUUAAUGCUAUUAAUCUCUGAAAUGUAAAGUGCAGUAUUAGACGAGGGGUUUAAAUAAAUCCUACUAUCAAAAUAAGAGGCGAGAUUUCUACCUUCACCCACUUGACUUGUUCUGGCCAGGUUUUGCAUGGCUUUCUGUUUGUGUCGUGUUAUGCAUGCAUUGAACUUAACAGCUUCGGAGGUGGCUGACUGGUUCCAAGAUAAAUCCCCGUUUCAAAAGUUGAGUUUUAGCAACAAAUGUAUCAAGUAUAGCAAGUUAAUCAUCUCAUCCUGUACGUCUGUGAGUUGCAAGAGGAAAGCUGCUUUGUCUCACGCUAUGAAGCCGUGGUAAAAUUGGAAUUGUACUUUAACUGGCGAUUUAAAGAAAGCAUUUAGAUGCUGAGAAUAUAUCUGCAUCAAACAUGCAUUCGUAUGUCGGUUUGAUGUACAAUAUCAGUAGAUACAUCUCUAAAUCUGACUGUAAAUCUCAGAGGCAAUUCAUGCAGAUAGAUCUGGAGGUAACGUUGAGCCCUCUGUAUGGUGAUGAAAAUGGAAAUUGGUGUGCCGUAUAUCUCAUUCACCAACUACACUCCAAAAAUGGUUAUUUUGAGCUAACAGCGGAUUGAAUGUAAAAUUACAAUUCUAACCUGAACCGUGCCCAUGAUUCACUGUUAUUUUGGCAUCUGCAAAAAUAACGUUGUUGACCAGAUGAGGCUGCAGUGUCACGAUGCUUACUUCUGUUAGACCUUACUGCACAUUUUUUGCAGGACAUUUACUUUUACACACUGUCAUUACUUUAUCAUAGAUUGCCUCCACCAUAUUUGUUCUGCAUUUCAAAACAAAAUGCGUGUACAUUUGCUUUGACAUGGAAAAAAUUAUUUCCUUGCAAUGGGUCAUAAUUAUGGAGUUUAUAUAUUAAUUUAUAGGAUGACUUGUAAAAUAUAUUGUAUUCCUGUAAAUAUUUAUAAGGAACUUUUAUAAAGUGCAAUAUGGUGUAAUUCUACGUUGUUUUUGUAAAGGAUUGAUUUUUUUUUGUUGUUGGAGGGAAGGGGAGGGAAAUGGGAUUUAUUUUAUUAAUAUUUUUUUAAUCAAAGUAUCACAAUAGUGCCUAAAGUAUGGUAUUUCUUAACAUGCAAAAUGUAUGAAUUAUUGCUUUGGAAACUAGUUAGCACAGAAUUGCUUUUGUAAGGAUUGUAA
Messenger RNA from Lethenteron reissneri (Far Eastern brook lamprey), 10493 nucleotides. Its product is annotated as ADAMTS-like protein 1. The record is from RefSeq and is a predicted model, not a curated record. Gene Ontology annotation, cellular component: extracellular matrix. Gene Ontology annotation, biological process: proteolysis; extracellular matrix organization. Gene Ontology annotation, molecular function: metalloendopeptidase activity. Lineage: Eukaryota; Metazoa; Chordata; Hyperoartia; Petromyzontiformes; Petromyzontidae.